Molecule: messenger RNA, 1568 nt
Organism: Lactuca sativa (garden lettuce)
Lineage: Eukaryota; Viridiplantae; Streptophyta; Magnoliopsida; Asterales; Asteraceae
Product: flavin-containing monooxygenase FMO GS-OX5
Molecular function (GO): flavin adenine dinucleotide binding; NADP binding; N,N-dimethylaniline monooxygenase activity
Source: RefSeq, a predicted model, not a curated record
GUCAACACGUGCUUGGAGAACUGAAUAAUUCACAUGCAUUAAUUUAUUUGAACUUGUUUCCUUAGGAAUAAUAAAAUCGGCAGUUAAUAGUUGACCAAAAAAGCUUUACAUACUACACCUACCUACCUGGGCGCUCUUAGAUGCAAAGAAGAAGGAGAUCCAUCUGCCAUGGCAACUUCCUUAAAGGUCGCCGUUGUUGGUGCCGGUGUUGCCGGAUUAAUCGCCGCCCGUGAGCUUCAAAGAGAGUCCCACCAAGUUGUGGUGUUUGAAAAGUCACAUCGACUCGGCGGAACAUGGGCCUAUGAUCCACGAGUUGAAUCUGAUCUCUUAGGACUAGACCAAAACAGAGAGAUCAUUCAUGGAUCCCUUUACAAAUCCUUGCGAACGAAUCUUCCUCGUCAGCUCAUGAGCUUCACUGAUUUCAAAUUCAGCGACAAAACAUAUGGCGACGAGAGGUUGUUUCCUGGGCACGAAGAAGUUCUAAAGUUCUUGGAAGAUUUUGCAGGUUCUUUUGAAGUCACUGAGUUGAUUCGUUUCAAUACUGCGGUGACCCGAGUGGAAUUGGUUGACUCGGAUAUCAUCGAGUUUGAAGUGGAGUCGAAGACAAAUGGGGUGAAUGCAGUGGAGGUGUUUGACGCGGUGGUCGUCUGUAACGGUCACAAUAGUGAACCUCGGCCUGCAUUCGAUAUUCCAGGCAUCGAGACAUGGUCUAAGAAGCAAAUGCAUAGUCACAACUAUCAUGUUCCUGAACCAUUUCGAGAUCAGAUUGUAGUUUUAAUUGGGAAUGGGCCAACUGCAUUGGACUUGUCAAGAGAAAUAGCAACGGUUGCCAAAGAAGUUCACAUGUCAUCAAGAUCUCCGGCUCCGUAUGCUAAAGUUUCGAAAUCACAGAAGUUCAGCAAUAUAUGGCAGCAUGCAAAGAUAGAUUGUAUCAAUAAGGAUGGUACAAUUACAUUUGAAGAUGGAAUAUCUAUUGAUGCAUAUAUCAUAUUCCAUUGCACCGGGUACAAAAGUCAUGUUCCAUUUCUCAAGACUAAUGGCAUUGUGAGUGUACAAGAGAAACGCAUUGGACCUCUCUACAAACUUGUUUUCCCCCCACAACUAGCUCCAAGACUAUCCUUUGUUGGACUACCCGAAAAGAGUCUUACAUUUCUUAUAAUCGAGUGUCAAUCAAAAUGGAUAGCAAAGACUUUAUCAACGAAGAUAUCAUUGCCAUCAAAGGAUCAAAUGUUGAGAGACAUCAAAGAACAUCAUGGAGAUAUAGAAGAUGAUGGAUUUCCUAAAGCUUACACUCAUUUUCUUGAAAUUGAGAAUGAUUACAUAGAUUGGAUGUCUACUCAAUUGGAAAUGAACGUGGACAAGAAAUUUACAGACAUGUUCAAAUACCUCAUCCACUGUUUUAGAUCUGGGAAUUUUGAUAAUUUUAUGAAUUUAUUCGAAUUAAAAUAUGGUGUAUGAUUAUUUAAUUUCCAAUAAUAAAUCUUCAUUUAUGUUUAUCAAACAAAUGUCUAGAAAAGAUAUGUAAUAAAAAUGGUUAGCUCAAUUGACUUGACAAAUAUUUCUUUGUA